Messenger RNA from Amblyraja radiata (thorny skate), 6548 nucleotides. It is a transcript of the gene osbpl6, whose product is annotated as oxysterol binding protein-like 6. The transcript is spliced from 22 exons. Lineage: Eukaryota; Metazoa; Chordata; Chondrichthyes; Rajiformes; Rajidae. Gene Ontology annotation, molecular function: cholesterol binding. Bases 374 to 2977 code for a protein of 867 amino acids. Gene Ontology annotation, cellular component: cytosol; plasma membrane; nuclear membrane. The record is from RefSeq and is a predicted model, not a curated record.
UGUCUGCCAGUCGCUCAGUCUCACUGCAGGGAGGAGUGAGUGAAUGGGUGGGUGGAUGGAUGGUUGGAUUGCAGCACAUCAUCGUUUCCCGGCACUACGGGGCUGUGCGCCGACUGAGAGUCGUUAUUCAGCCGUGAAGAGGCAGAAGCCGGUGGAUGCAGCAAGACCUUCGGUUGCAGCGUGCAGUUGAUCUGGACUGAUCACCACGAGCAGCGGCCGUGUGUGGUAGGUUUGAACUGGUAAACAAGGAGACAAGCACAUUCUGUAUUUUUUCUUUGCUGGUGUGCUGAUGGGAAUAAUGAGAUAAUUUCCCCGUUUAACCGAAGGCCAUUGUGCAACUACAGCCGUGUACAACACACCACCAACAGUAGCCAUGAGCUCGGAGGAGAAAAACAUGUCACCGGCUCACAAGGUAUCAACUCCCACUCACAGGAGUGCCUCGUCGUCAUCUUCCUCUCAACGAGAGAGCAGACCGGAUGGUGACAAUUGGGAAAUCAUUGAAGGAUUAAAAAUUGGACAGACGAAUGUCCAGAAACCAGACAAACACGAGGGGUUCAUGUUGAAAAGAAGAAAAUGGCCCUUAAAAGGAUGGCAUAAGCGCUUCUUUGUCCUUGAAAAUGGAAUGUUAAAAUACUCCAAGACACCAAUUGAUAUUCAGAAAGGCAAACUUCAUGGAAGUAUUGAUGUUGGGUUGUCCGUCAUGUCGAUCAAAAAGAAGACACAAAGGAUUGACCUUGACACAGAAGAACAUAUAUAUCAUCUAAAGGUAAAAUCUCAGGAAGUGUUUGACGCUUGGGUUACAAAACUGCGGCAUCAUCGACUGUACCGUCAGAAUGAAAUAGUGAGAUCGCCCAGAGACGCCAAUUUUCAAGUGUUCCCUCCAUUACCAAAACCUGACCUAUCGCCAGCUCUAAACGCUGCUGUACUAGACGUAAAGACCCAGCAGAACAGUUUUGCACGUCAGCCCUCCAUUCCGUGCAGUACAAGUCUACCUACUUCCUACAGCAACAGUCAAACCAAAGUCGCAGUUUGGUUGCUGGAAUCUGAAGAGAUGAAUAAGUGUGCAAAAGAUCUUGCACAUUGCCAGUCAAGUCUGGUCGAACUCGGUACACUAUUACAAAAUCUAGAAAUUCUACAAAGGACCCAGUCCGCUCCAAAUUUCACUGAUAUGCAGGCAAAUUGCAUAGAUAUUGCAAAGAAAGACAAGCGUGUCACCAGAAGAUGGAGAACAAAAAGUGUCAGCAAAGAUGGAAAAUUGCAGCUUCAGGUUCCCUCCAGUGCUACCGUGUCUCCGCUUCGUUUACACUCUUCCAAUCCUAAUCUAUCUGCUGACAUUGGAGAAUAUCCCAUACCACCAAGUCCACUGGCAGAGUUCCCCGACUCCUCCGCGGAUUUCACUAAACUUCAAGAAGAGUUUUGUCUUAUUGCGCAGAAAGUGCAAUGUCUUUUAAAGUCUGCCUUCAACACGGUAGCAAUAGAAAAGGAAAAGCUGAAGCAAAUGCUCUUGGAGCAAGAGCAUUCUGGCCACAAUUCCCAAUUCUUCACUCUUAGGAGAACACUCUCCCAGCCAAGCGACAAGAUUCAUGUCAGUAUCCCAUUGUCACAGCAGGACUCCAAUGGGAGCAGGCUCUCCAUGUCUGAAUCUGUGUCGGAGUUUUUUGAUGCUCAAGAAGUACUUCUAUCAGCGAGCUCUUCAGAGAAUGAGGGAUCCGAUGACGAAUCUUACGUUAGUGAUGUCAGUGACACUAUUUCUGAAGAUAAUGCCAGUGUCGCAGAGAAUGCUUAUCGGCGAUUUUCCGAUGGUGAACUCUUGGGUGGCGCAUUUCGAAAUGGCAGACGCACAUGUCUUCCAGCCCCGUCGCCUGACACAAGCAGUAUCAAUCUGUGGAACAUCCUGAGGAAUAACAUCGGGAAAGACCUGUCCAAGGUCUCCAUGCCUGUUGAGCUGAACGAGCCCCUCAAUACUCUACAGCAUCUGUGCGAGGAAUUAGAAUACUCUGAAUUGUUAGAAAAGGCCGCUGAAACUGAUGAUCCGUAUGACCGAAUGGUGAUGAUUGCAGCAUUUGCAGUUUCAGGAUAUGCAACAACAUAUUACAGAGCCACAUUUAAGCCCUUUAACCCAGUCCUUGGAGAGACAUAUGAAUGUAUUCGAGAAGAUAAAGGAUUCAGGUUCUUUGCAGAGCAGGUCAGCCACCAUCCACCCAUUUCUGCCUGUCAUUGUGAAUCAAAGAAAUUUGUGUUUUGGCAAGAUGUCAGAUGGAAGAAUAAAUUUUGGGGCAAAUCCAUGGAAAUACUUCCAGUGGGAAGAGUGAAUGUCAUGCUACCUAAAUAUGGAGAUCAGUUUGAAUGGAAUAAAGUUACCACCUGCAUACAUAACAUUCUUAGCGGUCAACGAUGGAUAGAGCACUAUGGAGAAAUUACCAUUAGGAACACAAAAAACAACUCAUGCAUUUGUAAACUAAGCUUCAUUAAGGGAAAUUACUGGAGUUCAAAUGUAAAUGAGGUCCAAGGAUUUGUGAUGGAUCAGGAGGGGAAAGUGGUGCGGCGGAUGUUUGGCAAGUGGCAUGAAGGCCUGUACUGUGGCGUUCCACCUUCUGCCAAAUGCAUAUGGAGACCUGGCUCCAUGCCAACAAACAGUGACAUAUAUUAUGGUUUUACAAGAUUUGCCAUCGAGCUGAAUGAAUUGGAUCCAGUAAUGAAGGAGUUCCUCCCACCUACUGACGUGAGAUUUAGACUAGAUCAGAGAUACUUAGAAGAAGGAAAUAUCCAAGCCGCUGCUUCUGAGAAGCGCAGAAUAGAAGAACUGCAAAGAGUGCGGAGAAGAUUAAUAGAGGAAAACAAUACCAUUUAUCAGCCUCGCUUUUUUAAGAAAGUUUCUGAAAGUAAUCAAAGAGAAUCCUGGAUGAGCAUUGGAAACUACUGGGAACUGCGAAAGGAGCCAGGGUUUAGUAAAUUAGAAAGCUUAACACUCUGGUAAUUUGAAGAAGUAAAAAUAACAUUCUUCACAAGAAAACAAUAACUAUGCAUAAGUUAUUAUUGCUAUUUUAAUUCCUACUGCGUUCCUGUGGUUUAGCUGGUCAUACGCGGAGGUGCGCCUAUUUAAUAACGGGCAUAAUUAUAAAUAGGUCAUGACCCAAACACUGCUGGUUUAAAAUAUUGUUUUCCACUAAAGCUGUGAAUUUUUGGUAAAUCAAAAGUUUAAUUUAAAGUGAAUGCACAAGAAUAGGGAUGGCUGUUUGACAGUCAUAUAUUUAUUAAAAUAAUAUAAUCUUAAUGAAACAUUAAUAAUUAUCAUGGCUUUUUGCAAGUGGUUUCAUCGUUCAUUUUCAUGCCUUAAGAACAGUGAACAUAUUUUUUGUUCUGAAGAUCUACUGAAACUCAACUCAUUUUCAAAUUGAAUAAUUUAUCAUAUCAAAGGUUUAUGCCUGGAGUACAAAAACAUACACUAGUGUGUUUAAACAUAAUGAUUAAGUAUGUCACAUUCGGCCUUUGCAGCUUUUCAGGCAACCUUUAUUUUCAAUUGGUUUUCCAUUUGUGUCAACUUUUUAAAGUUACCGUACAAUAUUUUUUUCAAUAAUAUUUAAUCACUGAUUAAUGUGUUCAUAAAGUCCGGCUAUCUAUUAACAUCAGUCUUGAAAGUGCAAAUAAGAAGCUUUGUUCACAAGUAAUGCAUACAAGUACAUGAAGUAUAUGGAGUUUCCUGUCAGCAGACAUUUGUUAGCUUAUUUAGUCUGCUGGGUGUAAGCAAUGGUACUGUGCAAUAAAAACCUGCUAUUGAAUGCCGUGUUAAUGGAGAUAUUAAUUUAAAUGGAAGUUAUGCAUAGAAACAAAUCCACAGUAGCAGUAAGUGGAGUAGGACAAGAUGUUCCUGAGUAAGGCUUUCCACACAGGCUCAGUGCCUGUAUUUUCCAUCCUCCUGAAUGCACCAUUUGCAGUUCAGCAAAGCCUCGAGUGGUGUAAUGGGGUGACGAAAGCAGGCCAGAAUACUGCUCACUCAGAAAUCUCCUCUGAAUGUGCCCUUGAAGGCCAGUAAACACCUCCCCCCCCCCCCCCCUUUAAAAAAAAAGUAAAAUCAACUAAAGCACUCUAAAAAUAUAAUUUACCUUUUUUGUCCCCCCCCCUGCAGUCCUUCAAUCCCACUCAAAUGAAUGGGGUUACAGAUCCUGCACUGGGGCGUGUCGAGCACAAGAUACAAGAACAGAUUCCCAACAAACUUCAACAAAUGGGGAAAUCCCAAACAAUAAGUCGAGGCGUUCCAAAUCUUGCAGUUCUUUGCAGCAGUUCCACACAGAUACCGAGAAAAAUCGGAGUCAGUGUUUCCGAGCACCCAGAUAUUCUCAGCUAUUUCAGAAUUCAUAUAAUGGUAAUCAAGCUGAAGGUGUUCUUAAUGCCUCAUACUUGCCAAAUUUAUUUAAAAUAAUUUCCAGAUAGCUGUUCAUUUGAUGUAGCCGUUAGCAUUUAACUAGUCAAUUAUUAUAGUUAUAUAAUAUAUAGUUAUUCUCUAUAUACAUACAGCCUGAUUUUAAGUAAAAUGAAUGAAUAUGGCCAUUUAAGUGCUGAAAAUUUGCACACAGCUGUUAUUUUUUAAGUAUUUCUGACCCUGCGCAGCCAGCUAGCAGAUUAAUAAUUUAACAUAAUCUUUACACAAUAAUACAAUUAAUGCUCAGAAUGAUCCUCUUCCUGAAGAAAAUGUAUCAAAAGAUCAUAAGGCAAUUUAUAAACGUUGUCUAUUUUGAUUAUUAAUCCAUGGAAUUGUUAAUUUUUUUUAAAUCAGCUGCUGUGACAAGUAAAUGGAUUGAUGUAGUUUACUUUGAUUUAAAAACAAUUGUUUCUUACAUUGCUUCUACUUAGCAACAGUUGACAACUGAAAAUGUUGUUUCCAGAGUAGUGUAGGCAUCAGCCAAAUGCUGGUCCCAUAAUUUUUGGUUCUUUAUCUUCUAAGGAACAUUGAAUAUGAUCUUUUAUUUUCAAGUUUGUCUUUUCAUUUGCUCAAGAUUUUCUCCGGUUGCUUCACCAAGAAUAAGCAUUUUAUUUUAGAAUUCUGGCAUGAUGAAAAUAAAAAAUAUAUACUUUUUGUGUGAAAAUAAUAUAACUCACACUCUACUGAAUUGAACAGAUGCAUUUAGAGAUUGCUAAUCACAGAGAUGAACCAUAAAACCAUAUAUAAAGUGCAUAUAAACUUUUAAAAGAGUUGACUUUUCUAAAAUUAUUUCCAUUUAGAAAAUCUUAAAUCUUAAAACAUUGCACUAUAACUUUAUCUAUGUUUACACCAUGUAUGGAUUUCAAUUCUUCAAAAGUAUUUUCAAAUAAAUGCAUCCAGUAGUUAGAAAAUGUAAAUACUAUUAGGUUUUACCAUACUUCCGCUAUGAAAGCUUUUAAAAAAUAUUCUGAAAAUCGUUUAGCCUUGCAUUGUGCUAAUUUUGAACGAUACUCAUAAGAGUAUUACUGUGUUAAUAUUACCCGUCUUUCUUUAUGAAUAAUGUCUUUAUUUUAAUACAUCAAUUAUGUUGUCUUUUUCUUUUGAAAUAAUUUAAUUUGAAAUUUAAAUUCAUCUUCAAACUCUUACUUGUCAUAAAUGGCUUAACUUAAUCAACUAAAUAGUAAUAUUAUUUUUUAAACCACAUUCAUCUUGUGUGGAUUUUUGAUGAUUAACUUUUAUGAACAGUAAUUCUACUUGUGUGCCUUAAGGUUCAUUUGCUGAAAAAUUAAAUCUAUUGAAGUGUAGUCCUUAGGCCAGAAAAGGGGAUAUCAAUGUAGAGUACUGCGUUUUAAUUAAUGCUGGUUCAGAUUUAGAAACUACUUUUCUUUAGUUUUUCAAAAUAAAAUCCCUUCCCCUGGAAUACAUACAUUCCCCUGGAAUUGGUUAACAUUUUACCUGACAGCAACUAUGUAACAGAAUAAAAAAAAAUUGUGAUGCAAUUAGAUAUCAGUGCAAGGAAGCAGAUUACUGAAACACAUUUUGCAUAGUUACAGAUCUGCAAAUUACAUUUGUUUUAUUAUAGUGUUAGAUUUUCAAACAACUUAAAUAUUUGCUCCCUGUGACCCACUUUAAUGUGCUCUUCUGCACCCUAUCCCAAGCUGCAAUUCAUUUUUGUGAAUUAAGGAGCAUUAAAAGGGAAGUACCUUUCAUACUAAAGCAUCGGGCUUUGCAGAACAAAGUGAUCAACUUUGUUAGCUGUACUAUAUAUUUCAACAGGUGUAUACCUUUCUGUAUGUUCAGGCUGUGCCUGACUUAAAUAGAUGACAAUGAAUUUUAAUAUGUUUGUGUAGAGGAUUUCACACAGCUGUGUUCAUUGCAAUGUAAAUUAAGUUGCAUGUGCAAAUCUAAGUUAGCCUGCUAAUGAAUUUUACAAAUGCCUUACCAAAAGGUCUGGAGUCAUAAUUUAUUGUCUGGUAAAACAAAAUAAAUCUGACUAAACCUGAAAAUGACACUUAAACUGAAGUGCAUAUUUAUAAGUCCUGAAGAAGUGCAAUUGUUAACUCAUACAUAUAGAUAUAUUCUGCACACUGCUGCUAUGUGCUUGUUCUAAUAAAACUGUAUGGCACCA